AUGGCAGCAUCCAUGAACAACAUAAGCUUCAUUAGGCCUAGAGUCUCACUCCUCGAAGCUUAUUACAAGAAGAUUAACGGAUACUACACGGAGGAUUUUCCCGGGGUGCCCCUUAAGUUCUAUGACUUUGUCAAUGGGGCACCUAAUAACAUCCCCUUUGACACACAAUCAACGAAUGGGACUCGGAUCAAGGUACUCGAGUAUGGAAGUAGGGUGCAACUGAUUUUGCAGGACACUGGCACGGUUACCACCGAGAACCACCCAAUCCAUCUCCAUGGCUACAACUUCUAUGUCGUGGGCUAUGGCACCGGGAACUAUAAUCCCAGACCGCAAUAUUCAACCUGGUCGAUCCUCCCUACAUGA
Molecule: messenger RNA, 363 nt
Organism: Thlaspi arvense
Lineage: Eukaryota; Viridiplantae; Streptophyta; Magnoliopsida; Brassicales; Brassicaceae
Source: the annotation of a GenBank genome assembly